This is a messenger RNA of Sorghum bicolor (sorghum), 1104 nucleotides long. RefSeq names its product flavonoid O-methyltransferase-like protein Os11g0303600. Gene Ontology annotation, molecular function: O-methyltransferase activity; protein dimerization activity; S-adenosylmethionine-dependent methyltransferase activity. NCBI's taxonomy places the organism in Eukaryota, Viridiplantae, Streptophyta, Magnoliopsida, Poales, Poaceae. The record is from RefSeq and is a predicted model, not a curated record. Bases 1 to 1104 code for a protein of 367 amino acids. The transcript has 3 exons. Gene Ontology annotation, biological process: methylation.
AUGGCAACCAAGUCCCAAUCAUACAUAGUCCCUACCGAUGCUGAACUCCUGCAAGCUCAGGCCGACCUAUGGCGCCACAGCCUCUACUACCUCAAAUCCAUGGCACUCAAGUGUGCCGUCGAGCUCGGCAUACCCACAGCCAUCCACCGCCUAGGCGGCGCCGCUUCACUUCCUGACCUGAUCACCAGCCUAUCGCUCCCCCAGGCUAAGCUACCUUUCCUUCACCGCCUCAUGAGGCUGUUGUCCUCGUCAGGCGUCUUCAGCGUGUCUGAAGAAUCCACUGAAGUCAUGGCCAUCGUCUACGGCCUCACCCCCCUGUCCUACCUCUUGGUGGAGGGCAUCGCUGCAGAUGGGCACAUCAACCACGCACCUUUCCUUCUCACUGCGACCUCGACUCGAUACAUUGACCUGGCCAUGGGGCUGGCUGACUGGUUCAAGAAAGACGCCAAGACGGCGCCUUUUGAUCAUGUGCAUGGAGCGUCGCUGUUCGAGGAAAGUAUGGAGCUGUUGGAUCCCGAGUACCACAAGAUGUCAAUGCAAGCUUUGGUAGUCCACGACAACUUCGCGGUUGACAUUGCGUUGCGAGAAUUCAGCGGCAUAUUCCAGGGGAUAAAGUCACUGACUGACUGCUGCUACCAUGGAGAUGGCACCACGGCAAAGGCCAUUGCUAUGGCCUUCCCGCACAUGAAGAUCACCGUGCUGGACAUUCCACAGGAGAUUCAGAAAAUUCCUGCUGACGGUGUCGUUAACUAUGUUGGAGGUGAUAUGUUCAAGUUCAUCCCACCUGCACAAGUUGUGAUGUUGAAGAUGGUGCUACACCACUGGAGUGAUGAGGACUGUGUGAAGAUCCUUUCCAAUUGCAGGAAGGCCGUACCUUCACGAGAGGAAGGAGGCAAAGUUCUCAUCGGAGAUAUAGUAAUUGACCCCGCCUCAGGGCCAAUGUAUGAAACACAACUUCUAAUGGACGUCGGCAUGAUGCUGAUGAAAGGAGGACGGCAACGGGAUGAAAAUGAGUGGCGUGACAUCUUCAUGAAAGCUGGGUUCAGUGACUAUAAGUUAGUAAGCAAAUUUGGAGCUCGAGGUGUCUUGGAGGCCUACCCAUAA